Molecule: messenger RNA, 621 nt
Organism: Bactrocera oleae (olive fruit fly)
Lineage: Eukaryota; Metazoa; Arthropoda; Insecta; Diptera; Tephritidae
Source: RefSeq, a predicted model, not a curated record
AGAUGUCGCACACUCAACGUCGCUCACCAAUUUAGGCGCCGCUGAGACCAGCUUCACCGCCACGGUGCCAACGCCGGUGAAACGCGGUCCUGGACGUCCGCGUCUCAAGACAGCCGGCCCAACAUAUCAGGGUACACGCGGCGCCCCACGCACACGCAAGCCCAUCGGUCCGUUGGUCGUGCCACUCGGCCACAGCCCCGGCGCCACGCCAAUGACACGCAGCCCGGCUGUUAGUCGCGCACCAAGUCCCAGCUUUUCAGAGCGCAGCAGCUACAGCGCCGCGGGUGCUGGGAUAAGCACGUCGCAAGCUAGUGGCAGCAGUGGCGCAACAAAUAGGGAUGUGGGCAGCAGCUGAGCACCGGCUGUUAACUAAUAACAUUUAUUCUAAUAGGACGUUUUUUUAACGAACAUCUAAUUAAUUUAUUGACACACAUACCAUACACACGCACACAUAAACAAAUGUAUAACAUUAAUUUUUCAUUUUUUAUAUUUUUUAUUUUUUUUGCAUACUUGGAAUUUCGCAACCUAUUGUGCUUUUAUUAAUUUAAGUUCAACAGUGUUCAUUACGCAUUAUUCACUAAUUAAGAAGAAAUUAAAUAAAAUAUGUUAUUAAUGCAUUAA